Molecule: messenger RNA, 2456 nt
Organism: Ictidomys tridecemlineatus (thirteen-lined ground squirrel)
Lineage: Eukaryota; Metazoa; Chordata; Mammalia; Rodentia; Sciuridae
Gene: Shc4
Product: SHC adaptor protein 4
Biological process (GO): cell surface receptor protein tyrosine kinase signaling pathway; intracellular signal transduction
Cellular component (GO): plasma membrane
Molecular function (GO): receptor tyrosine kinase binding
Source: RefSeq, a predicted model, not a curated record
AGAAGGGGAGGCUGGGGGAAGGGGGGGCAGGGGUGCGUGCUACAUAUUUCUGCUAGAUUCCUGCAAGGCUAGAGAUGCAGCUGGACCGGCUGGCCAGUGUUCUACUGGGUUCUGUGCGGAAGAGUUGGCGGUGAGGGAUCCCUGUCGCUGGUAGCCUGGGUGCAGGAUUUCCCAGCAAGGAAUCCGAGGCGAGAGCACCGGGCCCCUGCCUCGGUCAGGGAGGGACUGAAAUCAGAGAUGGGGAGGCGUUUCCCCCUGGGCUGUCAUCCUUAAGCGUCCGGAGCCGAGGCGGGCAAGGGUUAGAGCAGAAUUAGAGAGGUGGCUGCUACUCGAUUUGCGAAUUGCACGGGGCGUUGAGGCUUUUGAUGUCCAUACCGGUUAUCUGCCAGACAACGAAGCGAUUUAUGCUACAAUAUCCUGUUUCAGCACUGCCAAGGCUAUGCGAGAACGCGGCCAGGACAGCCUGGCAGGACUUGUGCUGUAUGUAGGACUCUUUGGGCACCCCGGGAUGCUGCACAGGGCCAAGUACAGCCGCUUUCGGAACGAGUCCAUCACGUCUUUGGAUGAAGGCAGUCCUGGAGUCUCUGUCGGGAACAAGGGCUCGCCGCAGCCACCCCACCCUGGUCUGGCACCUCACCUGCCGGCUGAAGAUGCCACCUUGCCGACCCAGGAGAGCCCCACCCCACUGUGCACCUUGAUCCCCCGCAUGGCCAGUAUGAAGCUGGCCAACCCUGCCACUUUAUUGAGUCUGAAAAACUUUUGUCUGGGUACCAAAGAGGUGCCCCGGCUGAAGCUCCAGGAAAGCCAGGAUCCGGAUCCCAGUAGCCCGGCAUCCCCUGAAAGCAGUCUGAAUAAAAUCGGGUCUGCACCUGCAAGGCAGCCGGACCUGUUGGGACACAGGGUGACCUCCUUAAGCCCUGAUGCUUGCCCACUUCCUGGUCCUGGAGAACCAACCCCCAAAAGCAGGCAGGACAGACACUUUCUGCAGCCCCUGUUGGGGAUGGGCAUGAACUUCUGCGUGAGGUACAUGGGCUGUAUUGAAGUGCUGCAGUCAAUGAGGUCACUGGAUUUUGGAAUGAGAACCCAAGUUACAAGGGAAGCAAUAAGUCGCCUGUGUGAAACUGUCCCUGGGACAAAUGGAGCUGCUAAAAAGCGAAAGCCCCCAGUUAAAUUCCUAUCAACAGUUCUUGGCAAAAGUAACCUUCAGUUUUCGGGAAUGAAUAUAAAACUGACCAUCUCAACGUGCAGCCUCACACUGAUGAAUCUUGACAACCAACAGAUUAUUGCAAAUCAUCAUAUGCAAUCAAUUUCAUUUGCUUCUGGAGGGGAUCCUGAUACUACAGACUAUGUUGCCUAUGUAGCUAAAGACCCAGUUAAUCAACGAGCCUGCCACAUAUUAGAAUGCCGCAAUGGAAUGGCCCAAGAUGUCAUAAGUACUAUUGGGCAGGCUUUUGAACUCCGGUUUAAACAGUACUUGAAAAAUCCUUCUUUGAAUACUUCUUGUGAAAGUGAGGAGGUGCAUAUUGAUGGUCUUUCAGAAGAGAGAGAAGAUCAUGAAUACUACAAUGAAAUCCCAGGGAAGCAGCCACCUGCAGGUGGUGUUUCAGAUGUGCGGAUCAAAGUUCAAACUACAGAACAAAUGGCUUAUUGCCCAAUACGCUGUGAAAAGUUAUGCUAUUUACCUGAAAACUCCAAGUGCAGCAGUGUAUAUGAGAACUGUCUGGAACAAAGCAGGGCAAUAGGUAAUGCCCAGGAGAAAGGGGUGCACUGUCAGCGAGAUGCCUCGUUAAUGAAGCACACAUGUCGAGUGGAUCUUUUUGAUGACCCUUGCUACAUUAAUACGCAGGCUCUUCAAAGUACAUUCAGCUCUGCUCAGAAUCAAAACCCAUUUCAGCCACUGGGGAGCUCAUGGCAUUAUGGAAAGGCACCAGAAACUGUUCAGCCGGGUGCCACAGCCCAGCCUGCCAGCUCACAUUCUUUGCCACACAUCAAGCAGCAGCUGUGGAAUGAAGACUGCUACCAUGGCAAGCUGAGCAGGAAGGCAGCUGAGAGCCUUUUGGUAAAGGAUGGGGACUUUUUGGUUCGGGAGAGUGUGACAUCCCCUGGGCAGUAUGUACUGAGUGGACUACAGGGAGGCCAGGCAAAACAUCUUCUCCUGGUGGAUCCUGAAGGCAAGGUGAGGACCAAGGAUCAUGUGUUUGAUAAUGUCGGCCACCUUAUCAGAUACCAUAUGGAUAAUAGUUUGCCAAUCAUCUCUUCUGGAAGUGAAGUAAGCCUUAAACAACCAGUGAUGAAAGAUAGUAAUCCGGGACUUUCGCAUUCCAAGAAAUGACAACACUGAAACAUCAUCACAAUGGUAUUUCAAGAAACUCCAUUUUUUGUUAGUCCACAUUAAAAAUUCAAACUUUGUUCCUAAAAAAAAAAAAAAGCACAAACUGUGAAGUGCAUAUUUCCAA